GUGCGGGUGCUGUCCUCCACAAGCACUCGUAUCCCGUGUCUCGGGUGAGCGAUUCUCGAGGAGCUGCUGUCAGAUUUUUUCGAGUGGUGUCAGCGUACAAGUACCGAUGGGUUACCAUGAAUGGAGGAACGAGCGCUGCAGCAUCGUAAGCGAGCCACACAAAUUCUCUGACCACGCUCUCCUGCAUCUCUGUUAAGUUACCGAUCCAAGCGGUUUCCAAAGAGAAGGAGCCAUGAAACUUUACCGGUAUUCUUUUCGAAAAAUCCCGCGGCUUUGGGAUGCGUAUGCAUCCCCAUAAACGGGAGGCCCCGGGGGGUGGCCUUUGACGGAAUCAAGUCGAGACAUGAGUUUCACAGGCCGCGACCGAAAAGGGGGAGAGCCUACUCGAGUACUAGAGUCUAACUUAGCUCUCUUUCCUUUUUUUUCUGCCCCUCCUUGAAGUAUAUCUAGUCACUGGUGUCCCUGAUAUCCGGGGCCGCAGUCGAAUUAGCCGGAAGAGAAGAUAUGAAGGAAAGCAAAUCGCACAUGGUGUUUGCGGUCGCACUGAUCGUGGGGGUGAUCAGUUUUGUGGUGACGGCGCUUAGAGUUUUCACACGAGUGAAGAUUGUACGGGUCUGGGGAGCUGACGAUGGUAAUCCCUAAUAUUUCCAAAAGAGGAAGUGGGGCGAUAGCUGACAUCCCAAUUUCGAAUAAAAUAGUUCUGAUUGUUAUUGCGCAGGUCUGUAUUUCUUUGAUAUUCUGUUGCCGCUUAUUGGGACGGAGCCGCCACUGAUAUAGCUUGGUCUGCAAUAGCUCUUCGCGUUUUCCUUUCUUGUCUGCUUGCUCAUCGGUACAUUCCCCUCUACCCCUCCUCCUUGCCGUUUGAACUUGGCUAACUACAUCCUACCAUCGUAGGAGCCUCCAAUGGCAUCGGGUCCCAUAUAGAAACAGUAUCCCCUCAAGAGUUCGUCGUAUUCAUGAAGGUACCAGUCCACCCAUCAUUUCUUUCGCCUGCGCGGGCUAACCUCCUGCUAGGCAACUUGGGGCACCAUGUUUAGUUACAACUGGCAAGCGAUGUUUGCUAAACUCUCUGUCCUCACUUUCUACACGCGGGUUAUGGGCCACCAUUACUGGUUUAAGUUGGCAACAACUGCCACCAUGGUAUUCGUUGUCCUGACGGGCGCCGGGAGUGAAUUGGUUCUCUACUUGCAUUGUCGGCCAGUUAGCUAUUAUUGGGAUAAAUCCACUCCUGGUGGGUAUUGCUGGGACUUGGAGCUCCUCUAUUACAUCAAUUCCGCCCUGUAUAUUUUUGCGGAUGUGGUGGUGACCGUUUUACCCCUACCCAUCUUGUCUAAACUGUGAGCCAUCUAGUAAGGGGGCCAGGGAUGUUUUAUUGUUACUAACGCGUGUGGAUAGAGAGCUGCCUAAGAGACAGAAAUGGGGUCUUUGUGCGCUAUUUAGCCUUGGGGGAUUGUGAGUCUUCGGAUACCAUCCCAUGGCUGAGUAGUUAACCUUGUUCUGCAGUGUAUGCGCUACUGGGAUUAUUCGUGUCGUGGAGCUUCCGGCUCCCCAUUUAAGCAAAGACGUAACCUGUGCGUAUCUCUUUCUUCCGGGUUUCGUUCCAAUCUUGGAAGGGGGUUGACUUGGGUGUUUAGGGGAGAUUGCGAGUGCCAUGAUUUGGUACUAUGUCGAAGCAGCCUUCAUUAUAAUAGCAGCGUGUGGCCCUGCGCUAAAGCCCUUUUUCCGCCUUUACGUGCCUGUCCUCCUUGGUAGCACUAAGGGUACUUAUAAAGACCCACCCUCAUAUGCGGUUGGGCAAAGCUAUGAUAUGCAGAGAUUUCAGAGAUCCGCCAAUGUAACCACGGGGUCAAGGGCCGGGUUUGGCGAAGGGGAUAGUGAAGAACAUAUCAUUGGUGGGGAUUCGGGGAUAAUGAAAACCACAGACGUGGUUUUGACAGUGGAAGAUAUUCCGCAGGACGGAGGGACUGGAGGUCAGGGAAGGGAAACACCAUAAUGGGGUUUCGAACUUCUGGGUGGGUGGCUGACUGUUGUCGUAACUCGGGAUUUUUCCUUGUAUUCUGUCUCUUGUAUAAUGUUCGUGAAAGAUGUUGGCAGGUAUGGUAGUUUGAUCGAUUAAAUAUCCUUAAAGUUUAAUAGCACGGGGUGCGGGAGCGGUUGACCACUCAUAUUCAUACCCAGCAACGGAUAUGCAGUUCCUUCCGCCGGUAUUCAUUAGCAGCCUGUAUAUGGAGCUGCUUAUUUUUCUUGUAUAGUUAGUCUGGCCGAGCGCUGCGGUUGGUUGAGGUUCUUGAGGCAUGUAGGGCACACAAGUUACUGAGCGCGAUCCCCCCAGACACCAGAUCUGGACAAGUGAUAU
Tuber aestivum (summer truffle) is the source of this 2356-nucleotide messenger RNA. Lineage: Eukaryota; Fungi; Ascomycota; Pezizomycetes; Pezizales; Tuberaceae. The record is from the annotation of a GenBank genome assembly.